AUGGACUCGCCCCAGGUGACGCAGCUCUUCCGCCAGCUCUUCUCGCAUCGCGCGUCGCAAUGUCUUGUGCGUGGAGCUCGCCCGGUGCUCGCGCAAGCUGCCCGCACGCCGCAAAUCCAGCACCGUGGGAGAGCCACCAAAGCUGCGCCGAGGACCACGACACGGCUGGGCGAGGGUGAGACGAAACGGGAAAGCAGGUGGCAGCCCAGGCGGAAUGCGUUUCCCCACGAAAGAACCGAGGAGUUUGAGCGGUACCCGCUGGUCACAUCGGACAUGCUGCGGAGUCGUAGAGAGCGGCCCAGGAGGGUCAAGAUGCUGCUCAGAGACUUCAUAGAAGACAGCUUGUACAACCCGCACUACGGCUACUUCUCCAAGCAGGUCGUCAUCUUUUCGCCCGGCGAGCCCUUCGACUUCCCCUCGCUCCCUUCCGAACACGCCUUCUUCCAAUCGCUGCGUCACCGCUACACCGCUUUCGAAGAUGCGCUGGACUUCCAAGAACCCAACGAUCUGCGCCAGCUCUGGCAUACACCCACUGAGCUCUUCUCACCGUACUAUGGCGAAGCCAUCGCCCGUUACCUCGUCGAGGACUACAAGUAUAGUUCCUACCCGUACCACGACCUCAACAUCUACGAAAUGGGUGCCGGAAACGGAACCAUGAUGCUGAAUAUUCUGGACUACAUUAGAGAUUGCCACCCGGAAGUUUAUGAGAGGACAAAAUACAACAUCAUCGAGAUCACUACCCAGCUGGCCGACCUGCAGCAGCAAGGCCUGGGGCAUAGUGCCUACGCAAGAGGACAUUCGGACAAAGUCGAGAUCGUGAACAAAUCAGUUUUCGAUUGGGACCAGUACGUCUCGAGCCCGUGUUACUUUCUCGCGCUGGAAGUCUUCGACAACUUUGCGCACGAUGCGCUCAAGUACGACUGGCAGACAGGGACGCCAUACCAAUCGCACGUUGUCAUCGAUCCUCGCGGCGAAAUGUUCGAAUAUUAUUCACGAGCGCUGGACCCAUUAGCCGCGCAAUUUCUUGAGCGGCGACAUGCGGCAUGCAAGUCAUACGCGGACCCGCUGUCGGGAUCGCGCCUCAUGAACAGCAUGCGUUCUUUGCUACCGUUCCGCGACUCGCUUACGAUGCCGGAAUACAUACCAACACGCCUCAUGCAAUUUUUCUACAUGCUGUACCAGAAGUUUCCGAAUCACAAGCUCAUCAGCAGUGACUUUCAUAAGCUGAGCGAUGGGGUGGAAGGAUUGAAUGCGCCGGUGGUGCAGACGCGGUACAAGAGGCAGAUGAUACCCGUCAGCACACCUCUCGUCCACCAAGGCUAUUUCGACAUUCUGUUCCCCACCGAUUUCGAAGUUAUCGAGCCCAUGUAUACUGCUAUAACCGGGCGCUUCGCGCGCACAUACUCACACGAGGUGUUCAUGUCUGGCCGCGCAGACAUCGAAGAGACGCAGACGCGGAAUGGAGAGAACCCGUUGUUGAGCUGGUACAAGAACGCCAGCGUCAUGAUUACGGUGUAA
This is a messenger RNA of Paraphaeosphaeria sporulosa, 1518 nucleotides long. Its product is annotated as DUF185-domain-containing protein. Lineage: Eukaryota; Fungi; Ascomycota; Dothideomycetes; Pleosporales; Didymosphaeriaceae. Gene Ontology annotation, cellular component: mitochondrion. Gene Ontology annotation, molecular function: protein-arginine omega-N symmetric methyltransferase activity. The transcript is spliced from 3 exons. The record is from RefSeq and is a predicted model, not a curated record. The coding region runs from base 1 to 1518 and encodes 505 amino acids.